Clunio marinus is the source of this 780-nucleotide messenger RNA. The record is from the annotation of a GenBank genome assembly. Lineage: Eukaryota; Metazoa; Arthropoda; Insecta; Diptera; Chironomidae.
AUGAACUCUAUCGAUAAAGUACGAAUAAUUGUAGCUGGAGAUUCAGGAUGUGGAAAGUCAUCACUUGCUUAUUUAAUUGCAAAUAAUGAAGCAAUGACAAAUCCACCAUACACUGUUGGCUGUUCUGUUGAAGUUAAACUACAUGAAUACCGGGAAGAUUCAAAACGAGAAUUUUUUAUUGAGGCAAGCUCAUUAAGUCACAAAAAUACACGAGGAGUGUUUUAUCAGCAGGCGAAUGGAAUUAUUCUUGUUCACGACUUGACGAAUCGGAAAUCUCAUGAAAAUCUGAAAUAUUGGCUGUACGAAAUAUUAAAUAAAGAAAGUGGAAAGGAUACCAUAAAAUCCUUCGCCGAACAGGAUCUGGACUCUGAACAAUUCUUAGGUUCACAAGCUUCACAAAUUCCCGUAUUGGUGGUUGGCACGAAAUUUGAUUUACUCGACGAGAAACAGAAAAAGACAAAUUCCAGAAAUCAGCAAUUUUCAAAGGAUAUUGGAGCUGAAGAGAUUUUCAUUGAUUGUCGCAACAUUCGAAGUUUCCAUGCUGGAUCUACCGAAGCUGUUAAACUUUCCAAAUUCUUUGAUAGAGUUAUUGAGAAAAAGUAUAUUUUAAGUGAUAAUUCGACAUUUAAUGACAAAAGAAAAUUUAUUAAUAUAAAGUCUCCUAUGGACAGUUCGAGUCGCUUUAUCUCACCAUUUACUUCCCCAUUAGGAAAUUAUUCUAAUUUUUCUUCGAAUUUAGCGAGUAAUUUAACUCAAUCACCAACAAGCCAAACUGAUUGA